This is a messenger RNA of Larimichthys crocea (large yellow croaker), 3479 nucleotides long. RefSeq names its product ataxin 10 (gene atxn10). Gene Ontology annotation, cellular component: cytosol. The transcript has 11 exons. Gene Ontology annotation, biological process: neuron projection development. The record is from RefSeq and is a predicted model, not a curated record. Bases 122 to 1660 code for a protein of 512 amino acids. NCBI's taxonomy places the organism in Eukaryota, Metazoa, Chordata, Actinopteri, Sciaenidae.
GCUGCUGUGGAAAAGUUGCAUAUUUAAUGUGUCUCUUUCUGGCACUCACAAACUACAUGUUCCAGUAAAGAGGACCCACACGGCGGAGUUGACAAGCGUGCGGUGGUGAAAACAGCAGCACAUGCUCGUGACUCCGCCUCCGGUGACUGAACCAACGACGCGUCAGAGGGGCAUCCGGAAGUCCCGCCCCAUGCGCAUGAUUCAGGCAAACAUGGCAGCUUCCAGGAACAACAACUUGAACAUCUCGGCGUCUUUCGCCGGCGUUAUGAAUGAGAAACACUGCCCCGAGCACCUGCAGGUUUUGAAAACAUUCACGACCGAGCUCCGGGAUAAGGAGUACAGGGAUGCUGUGGAGGAGGAGGUGUUCUCCGGUCUUUUAAAGGUGUUGUCUCAGCUGCGCGACGAGCUGCAGGCUGUCAGCGGUGAGGAUCAGGACCUGCAGUCCGUCGCCCUGCAGCUGCAGCUGACCGCCGAGUGCUUCAGGGCUCAGAGGAACGCCUGUGUCCAGAGCACUCGAAACCAGUGUGUGCUCAGGGAGCUUGGUUUCAUCGACGUGUCUCUCAAAGUCCUGAGCCUCCUUCAGACCACAAACAUGGAGGGCAGAGAUGACAUAUUUGAACCUCUCCGUUGUGGGAUCCAGUUCCUCGGUAACUUAGCAGUCGGAAACCAGAUGUGUAAAGAUGACAUUUGGCAGCUGAGUUUCCCAAAUCUUCUCCUGCAGCUGCUCAGUGUUGAUGAUGUGAAGACCAUAAACUACACCUCAAUGGUACUCCACACAUGUCUGGAUGAAACGAAGGUGGAGGAACUGUCUGAGCCGCAGAACAUCGAGCUGGCACUCAGGGUGAUGGAGCUCUGCAGGACCCAACCUGACCUAGACUGGACGGUUCUCAUUGCUACCCAGCAUUUCCUCAAGUCCUCAGCUCUGGUGGAGAGCAUGUACUCUGGAAUGUCUCACCAUGAAAGAGUUACUCUAUUAGAGCUGCUCUUUGCCCAGCUCAGAGAGGAGGACUCAGAUGAGUGUGGCGUCCCUCCCAGUGUGGCUCGCUUCCUGGCUAGUUCUUUCCAGAAAGGCUGUGGAGCUGUGCUGACACUGGCCACUGGCUCCGCUUCCAGUGAUGAGGUCCUGCAGGAGGCACUGACAGUGAUAAGUCUUCUGGAUGUGCUGUGUGAGAUGACCUCAGACCUCAGGCAGUUUAUGUUCCUACAGGACCAUCCUGACCUUCUUAUGACCACUGUCGAGCUCCUGGAGCAGGUGCACGCUAUAGGAAAGGCCAGUAAGAAUAUUUUCAGUGCUGCACAAAACUUCUCCUUCAGUGGAGACGGAGAUGCUUCUCCUGUCAUCAGCUUCAAGGCCCACCUCAUCAGGCUGAUAGGAAACCUCUGUCACAGCAAUACCAACAACCAGAACAAGGUGAGGGAACUGGAAGGCAUCCCACUCAUCUUGGACAACUGCAACAUAGACAGCAACAACCCGUUUAUUAGCCAGUGGGCCAUCUUUGCCAUCAGGAACCUCCUUGAACACAACACGCAGAACCAGGAGCUGGUCGCUGCCCUGGAACGCCGUGGCACCACCGACUACUCUGCGCUCAAGGAGUUGGGUUUCUUGGUGGAGGAGCGAGACGGAAGCCUGCUGCUCAAAUCUGUGAGGAAAGACUCUUGAAAAUCGUAGAGGAGCAGCCAGGAGAGAGAAGGUCUUAAACCCCCCCACACACCCCGCAAGCAGGUUUCUAUGUGCAGUAUUAAUUUAGCAAGGAAUAAGGUACAUGCACACACGUAUACGCUUAAGUGAACAUGUACUCUUGUUGUGCUACAAGCCUCAUUAAUGUUAAUACUUAAACUUCAUCUGACCUGUACACUAAUAUACAUAUGUGUUGUGCCUGUCCAGAAUAAUUGACAGCCACACUGCUGAUAGAUUAAAUAGAAAAGCCCUUUUCAAUUAGAUAUUUCUAUCAGAGAAGUAUGUAUAAUUACUGCUCUACCUCAGUAAUGAUUGCACUCACUCUCAGAUGGGGCUUAAGGUAUUCUCGAUACACAAAAAGGCCCAUGGGGUCCCCCCUGGCAUAUAAGCGGGAGCUCUUGUUUUGUCUUGACCCGGGUCUGGGAAAUGAAGAGUUUGGGAGAGGCGGGCGCAUGCUGGUACCUCUUGGCAAGGCCGAUGCUUUGUGGUUUAAUCCAAAGACAAAGAGCACCACAGUGUCUGGGCUUUUCACUUUUCACAGAUACUGAUGUUAGCAGCAGGGGUUGGGGGGUUUAAUCCCAGGCCCAUAGUGACUUCUGCAGUAACCACGAUACAGAGAAUGACCAAAACAUGAUGUAAUCAACCCCUCACCGCCUUACCUUCUUAAACGGUGGUGUCUUUGCCAGAAGGACAAAGGCUUUUCAUUUACCCUCUUUCAAACGCUUCAAAAAAAAGUUUAUCUAAACAGGUAUAACAUUAUUAAUUUAUUCUAAGGACAGCUAAGUGAAAAAGGGCAAUACUAAAACUAACAAUAACAGAAGCUAUGCAUGUUUUGUGAUUUAAAAACAAUGCUCAGUAUACAGUACGAGCUACAUCUCUGCUUGCUUUUACAAUACUUCUUGCCAUAAUGAGUUUUACACUCAUAACGUAUGUAUAGUUAAUGUCAUCUUAUUCUCCCUCAUCUUAUACUUAAUCUUCUGUUUCUAUCCUGUUGCACAGUACUAUAGAUGAAUAAGGCACGAGUGCUAACGGCAUGCAUCGUAGAUCAUUAACCACCCUUAAACUGGCAACAUUGAGUUGCUGUUUUACACCUUAAGCCGCUUCUCUCCACUCCAAACAAGCUCUAUUUCAGUUUUACUAGAUUUUCUUAGAGAUUUAGUGAAUACUUUGAUUUUCUGUUUAGCUAUAGAUAUGUGUUUGUGUGUGUGAUUCUGGCUCAGUGGACGAUGGUCAAGCUCGUACCGAAAGUGUACAUCCGAAGAGUAAGUGAGUGAGCGAAUGAGUGAGUGAAUCAGACCAGAAGCAUUAGUUUGCAGAAUGACAUCCCUCCCAUGCUCCUCCUGUUGCUGGAUAAGCUGAAUGGUCCUGACACCUCAACAAUGCAGCGCUUUACGGGCCUGCCCACACCCUGCUCCACCCUGUUUGCUCUGCCUCUGAUUUUUAAUGACAAAAUGUAUUGAAACAAUCGGCUGGACUCUCCCCUCAAUCCGCCGGCAUAGUGAAGGGAGCUUAUGCGGUUCCGGUCCCCAGGAUUUCAGACAGCUAACAAAACAGCUGUUACUUGCGCUCGACUGGCUGGCUGCAAUGCUUUUCAGCCCCACAGGAAAGGCUGUGCGAGUCAGCCGGGCUGAAUUAGGUGGCAUGGCCACGGCCGUCUGUUCACCUCCUAACACAUUAGUACCACAUCAGUCAAGGCCAGAAGUUUUUUUGUUUCCCAUAUCAGCAUUUUAUACCACAGGCCACUACUAUAUUGUAUUUGUGCCUUCUGGUUUGAUAUUGGCCUUCAGCAAAAAAAAAAAAA